Molecule: messenger RNA, 2046 nt
Organism: Ceutorhynchus assimilis (cabbage seed weevil)
Lineage: Eukaryota; Metazoa; Arthropoda; Insecta; Coleoptera; Curculionidae
Source: the annotation of a GenBank genome assembly
AUGUCCACGUCCGCCUUCAAACCAAGAUUCGUAAAACCAUCCGACACUUCUUCGUUCUUGGACAAAGAUCCAGCAGUUGAAAAAACCAAUUUCACUUACAACAAAUACAUCUCCCAAUCAAUCCAGACUCAGAGACAACGUUUGCCGAUAUUCAAUAACCGCAACCACAUUUUGUAUCUCCUGGAAAAAUAUCAAACUUUGAUUCUGGUAGGAGAAACGGGCAGUGGAAAAAGUACCCAAAUCCCGCAGUAUUUACGAGAAGCUGAGUGGCCUAAGCAAAUAGUUAUAUGCGAACCUAGAAGGGUUGCUGCUAUUUCUUUAGCUAAUAGAGUGGCAGAUGAAACUGGGAGCUUAGUGCAAGGUGACGUGGUCGGAUAUGCUGUAAGGUUUGACUCAUGUGCUUGUAAGCCAAAAAUUAAAUUUGUUACUGAAGGUAUUUUGCUAAGGGAAAUGAUGUCAGAUCCUUUACUUAGUAGUUAUUCAGUUAUAAUGAUUGAUGAAGUACACGAACGCACCCUCUAUACUGAUAUUCUAUUAGGAUUAAUGAAGAAAAUAUUAAGGAAAAGACCUGAGUUAAGAUUAAUUGUAGCAUCAGCAACAAUGGAUGCAACAGCAUUCCAAAAAUAUUUCAAUAACUUUGAAAAUCUAAAAACACCCAGUUCAACAAUAUUGUCUGUAGAAGGCAGGCAAUUUCCAGUAGAAAUUUUUUAUGUAGCUGAACCAGUACCUUGUUACGUACAAGCCUCUGUUGAAGCUGCUGUAAAUAUAAAUGCAUCAGGCACUGCUGGAGAUGUUUUAAUAUUUUUGACUGGUCAAGAAGAAGUUCUUAAAGCAGUACGUAUACUAGGAGAACAUGCUAACGCCAUAGAAAAUUCAAAAUCUAAAAACAAAAUAACCAUUUUGCCUAUGUACGGAUCCUUGCCUUACAAUCAACAACUAAAAGUAUUUCAAAAAGCCCCUGAAGGUUACAGAAAAAUUAUUGUUGCAACAAACAUUGCUGAAACAUCUGUUACAAUUCCUGGAGUAGUUUUUAUAAUUGACAGUGGCUUUGUUAAAAUAAAAUGGUAUAACAUUGAGACACAUACUGAUAGUCUUAUGGUUGUGCCCAUAAGUAAAUCUUCAGCUAAUCAGAGAGCUGGCAGAGCAGGAAGAAUGAGGUCAGGAAAAGUUUACCGAUUGUACACAGAGGAGUGGGCUGAAAAAUUACCUUUAAAUACUCCACCAGAAAUGGUAAGAUCCAGCCUAACUUACCCAAUAUUACAACUAAAGGCAAUGGGAGUAAAUAAUAUUUUACAAUUUAAAUUCCCAAGCAUGCCUCCAAUGGAGAAUAUUAAAAGUGCUUUAGAACUUCUUUAUGCUUUAAAUGCAAUUGAUAUAAAUUGUCAGUUGACAAGACCUUUAGGGUUUCACAUGGCUGAAUUUGCCCUUAAUCCUCUAUAUUCAAAGAUGUUGUUGACUUCAGAAGAAUUCAGUUGCUCAGAGGAGAUUCUUAUCAUUAUUUCUAUGCUUCAAGUGGAAACAGUUUUCAAUAAACCUACCACAGGAAAUGGAAUAAUUAAAGCUAGAAUCCAGAAGCGGUUGUUUGAAGUUAAAGAAGGUGAUUUGAUAACUUAUUUAAAUAUUUUUAAUGCGUUUGUACAGAAUGAUAUGUCUCAAGGGUUUUGUCAUAAGAACUUCUUGAGUCAUUCUAGCAUGAAGCGUGUAAUGGAAAUUAGAAGGAAUUUGGAAAAAAUAUUGGUCAAUUAUAAUAUUCCGCUAACAUCUUGUAGAAAUACUGAAAAUGUUUGCAAAUGCAUAGUGACUGGGUUAUUUCCUAAUGGAGCAUAUUUACAUAGAAGCGGAGUAUAUAAAACAGUGAGAGGCGAUAUAGACCUGUUUGUGCAUCCUGAAAGUGUUUUCUAUAACAUUGAACAGCCCCAAUGGAUAGUGUUUGGUGAAGUUGUGCAUGGAAUUAAACUUUACAUGAAGGACAUUACAGUGAUUCAAAGGGACUGGCUUUUAGAAUUAGCACCGCAUUUUUAUUAUAAGACUACAGGUUUUGAAUAA